AUGGAACAGUCCACUAACAGCUUAUUCCACAGCUUUAUCCACGUCGCCGGCUGGUCUCAGCACUUUCCAUCUUCAGCCAGGUCUCUCAGCCAUCUCCGGUCAAUAUCGACGGCCGCGAGCUCCAUCGACGAAUCAUCCUCAUCAUACCGCCCUCGACCGCCGCCCAAGUCGCCGUCAGUCUCGAAUCUGCCCAUAAUAUCAUUCGCAUCAAAGGCCGCCUCAUACUUCCCCAGCCACGAGAUGAGUACAUUACCCGAUCCACGAAUGAAGAUCGCCAGCUCGUCGAGCAGCGGCCAGAGGCCCUCGACUGCCCAUCCAGAACUGAACGGCAACGACGGCGAUGGCGCUUCUACCAUUUCACAGCAUCCCGGCCUCAGCGACGAAGUUGCGACGCUCAGCACAAAACUCAUCAACGCCAUCAACCACCAGACCGCCCUCGAUGACACCCUGUCAGCGACACGCCACGAGCUGGAGACGUCACAUGAACGCAUCCGCGACUUGGAGGCUCAGCUGGCCGCCCAGCGCGAGAUGAUGGCUGGCGACGUCUGGAUCCGCAGAUCGACGCUCGAGAAUGAGCGCAAAGUUUGGCAGGCUGAGAAGAAGGCGAUGCAAAAGAAAUUAGACGAGGAGACGACCAGCCGGAUAGAGACAGAGAAGGAGAAGCGCAAAAUUGAGCAGGAGCUGGAGAACCUGACCACGGCCCUCUUCGAAGAGGCAAACAAGAUGGUCAUUGCCGCCAAGGAGGACGCUCAGUUCCAGCAUGAUGUCUUGACAAAGAAGAAUGAUCAGCUCAAGGCACAGCUCGCAGAUUCCGAGAGCCUUCUAAAGUCGCAGCAGGAGCAGCUUUCCGAGCUGAAGCAGGUGCUCGAGACGAUGGUCAUGGAGCGCGAUGACCCGAGCAACAACACGGCGCCCUCAAGUCCCGGCCUCGAGUCCAAGGAUGACUCUCAUCUUGUUCCCGAGAAGCCGACGCCGUCCCCUUCCAGACACAACGCCGAAUCGCAAUCGACCCCGGCUCCCCCGACCAGCUUUACGCAUCUGAUUCAACCUGUCUUGCGCACAGAUAUCGCCGAGUACGACGACUUCAUCGCCCUUGCUCGCCUCUCCCAUCAGCGCUCCGGAAGUCGUGUCUCCGCCGGUUCCAUCGGCGGUUUCAUUGGACUUGGUGGCUCAACUUCGAGCGCCCACCUUUCAAACGCUUCCACCUCUUCCUUGAGCGCCUUCUCGAACCUCAACCAGAGCACCAACUCCAGCACGCCGCAGUCUCCCAACGCAUCUGCAAACGUGUCUGCCACCAGCGCCGCUUCAACGCCCUCGCCGAUUCCUCAGCUCAAGGAGACGCGCUUCUUCAAGCGUGUUCUUACCGAAGAUGUUGAGCCCACUCUUCGUCUCGAUGCUGCGCCGGGACUGUCAUGGCUGGCUCGCCGCACCGUUCUGUCAGCCGUGGCCGAUGGCUCGCUGGUCGUCGAACCCAUCCCGGCGCCGCCCACGACUCCCAGCUUUCUUCCCGUCCCCAAGCCGCAGUUUUAUCCUUGCGCCCUAUGCGGCGAGUCUCGUAAAGACGCGGAAUACCUGCGCAACUACCGCUUCCGGACAAGCGAGGCUGAUUCGGCCCAGCGGUACCCUCUCUGCGGCUAUUGCACUGUCCGCGUGCGAUCCACUUGCCAGUUCCUCGGGUUCCUUCGUAUGGUCAAGGAUGGAUACUGGAGGGCCGAUGAUGAGGAGAACGAAAAGGCGGCAUGGGAGGAAAGCGUCCGCUUGAGAGAGCAGAUGUUCUGGGCCCGCCUGGGAGGUGGUGUCGUCCCUUCUUCUUCAUCUACAGAAAAAGAGGAGGCUGCAUCUGCAGAAAAGGAAGAGGAUGCAUCCGUUGUCGACACCAGUUUCGACACAGCUCCACCCUCAGAGACCGAAGACGACGACGGCAGCGAGUUUGAGCUGGGGCGCCGCGUGUCCACGGAUGAACCUCACACACCUCCCGACCAGACCGACGGCACCAAGCCUCUUCGCUACUCUUUGCAAUCCCUGACUCUGGACGCCAUCAGCAACUCUGGGUCAGAGGCUACCAAGCGCCUGUCUACGACUACCGUCAUUGAGAACUGA
Trichoderma reesei QM6a is the source of this 2100-nucleotide messenger RNA. RefSeq names its product guanyl-nucleotide exchange factor. The transcript has 2 exons. Gene Ontology annotation, cellular component: Golgi to plasma membrane transport vesicle; cell tip. NCBI's taxonomy places the organism in Eukaryota, Fungi, Ascomycota, Sordariomycetes, Hypocreales, Hypocreaceae. Gene Ontology annotation, biological process: exocytosis. The coding region runs from base 1 to 2100 and encodes 699 amino acids. Gene Ontology annotation, molecular function: guanyl-nucleotide exchange factor activity. The record is from RefSeq and is a predicted model, not a curated record.